AUGGCACCACACGCACCGAAAGACGAGGGCGCGCAGCCGCCCCCACCCAUCACGCCCGGCGGGACGUAUAGCAUCCAGACCGUCUCCGUGGGCUGCAAGCUCUACAUCCGCCGCCCCGGCCCCGACGGUCAGGAGGAGGAGCGGCUCGCUGAGAUCCUCUCCAUCCGCGACAAGCCCGUCAAUCCCUAUGUUUCGCGUUUGCGCGCGGAGGUCAAACAGGAGGAGCCACUGAGGCCCGAGGAGCGCUUGGAGUUCUUUGUCCACUGGGACCAGUUCAACAAGCGCCUGGACGACUGGGUCUCCGGCACCCGCCUCGUCCUCAGCAGGGACCUCGAGUGGCCCCGCCCGAAAGCGUCGUCGGCGACGAAGAAGGUUGUGGGCAAGAAAACCCCCGCGAAGAACCAGCGCCAGCAGUCGCUCCUCAAGCGGGCCGCCACCGCGAAUGCGCUCGCCGUCGGCAAGUCCGUAAAGACAGAGCCCGGCACUCCUGGACCAUCCACUCCGGCGUCAGCGCGUGCGAGCGCGUCACCCGCGCCGUCCAUCGGCCAGAAGCGGAAGAAUUUGCAUGAGGACGAGGACGAGGAAGACGAGGACCUCGAUGCCGAUGCCGAGGGUGAGAUGGACGUCGACGCGGAGGGCGAAGUGCUGGACCUCGACGGUGGCGAGACCCCGCAGGCUCCCUCACCACUUUCGGCCUUCAGCAAGGAGCAGGAGAUUGAGAAGCUGCGCACGUCGGGGUCCAUGACACAGUCCAUAUCCGAGAUCGCGCGCGUGAAGAACCUGAACCGCCUGCAGAUAGGCAAGCACGAAGUGGACGCAUGGUACUUCAGCCCAUAUCCCCAGGAGUACGCCCAUUUGCCCGUGCUAUACCUCUGCGAGUUCUGCCUGUCGUACUACGGGUCCGAGUUCAUGCUAUCGAGACACCGAAAGCGGUGUAACCUCCUACAUCCGCCUGGCAAUGAAAUAUAUCGCCAUGAAGACAUAUCGUUCUUUGAGCUCGACGGAAAGCGACAGCUGGGAUAUUGCCGCAACCUCAGCCUACUCUCUAAGUGCUUCCUCGACCACAAAACGCUAUAUUACGAUGUAACACCAUUCUUGUACUAUGUCAUGUGCCAACGGGAUUCCUCCGGCUGUCAUAUGGUCGGCUACUUCUCCAAGGAAAAGGAGUCCGCGGACAAUUACAACGUCGCCUGCAUCCUCACACUCCCGCAGCACCAACGGCAUGGCUACGGCAAACUCCUCAUCGAGUUCUCGUACGAGCUGAGCAAACGCGAGGGGAAGCUCGGGAGCCCCGAGAAGCCGCUCUCCGACCUGGGUCUACUCGGCUACCGUGCCUACUGGGCAGAGACGAUCAUUGACCUGCUCAUGACCACGACCGAGGACGUUAGCAUCGACGAUAUUGCGCAGAAGACCUCGAUCACGCAUGCCGAUGUGAUGAACACAUGCACGACGCUGCAGCUAUUCAAACACUUCAAGGGGCAGCAUGUAAUCAGCAUUCCAGAAGCGGUCCAGGAGAGGUACAGGAAGGCCAAGGAGAAGCGGAAGAGGCGGAUACACCCCGAGUGUGUCAUCUGGAAGCCCCCGGUCUUCUCUCGAGAUCAGUUGAGAUUCGGUUGGUAGCCCUCACGCGCGAGCAGAUCCGCGCGGGGAGGUGUCGACCG
Messenger RNA from Trametes versicolor FP-101664 SS1, 1661 nucleotides. RefSeq names its product histone acetyltransferase ESA1. Bases 1 to 1620 code for a protein of 539 amino acids. Lineage: Eukaryota; Fungi; Basidiomycota; Agaricomycetes; Polyporales; Polyporaceae. The record is from RefSeq and is a predicted model, not a curated record. Gene Ontology annotation, biological process: regulation of DNA-templated transcription. The transcript is spliced from 5 exons. Gene Ontology annotation, molecular function: histone acetyltransferase activity.